Molecule: messenger RNA, 800 nt
Organism: Cyprinus carpio (common carp)
Lineage: Eukaryota; Metazoa; Chordata; Actinopteri; Cypriniformes; Cyprinidae
Gene: dnph1
Product: 2'-deoxynucleoside 5'-phosphate N-hydrolase 1
Exons: 3
Coding region: 126-524 (132 amino acids)
Biological process (GO): deoxyribonucleoside monophosphate catabolic process
Cellular component (GO): nucleus
Molecular function (GO): 5-hydroxymethyl-dUMP N-hydrolase activity
Source: RefSeq, a predicted model, not a curated record
GUCGCCACACACACGGUGGCGCUUCUCCACGUGUGUUUGAGCGGGACAUGACGUGCAGACUGUCUUGCUCUUCCCGGUGAAAACCACUCUGCAUUAUUAUCAGAGGACGAACACAUUUGCUAAAUAUGAACAUAUAUUUCUGUGGAAGCAUCCGCGGAGGGAGACAAGACGUGAAUAUUUACCAGAGGAUAGUGAAGAAGUUACAGCAGUAUGGCACGGUUCUGACGGAGCACGUGAGCUCCGGCAGUCUGUCUGAAAAGGGUGAAGAUGCGGCUCUGGAUGGAGAUAAAGCCAUUCACGAUCGAGAUGUCGAGUGGCUGAUGAUGGCUGAUGACACCUGCAUGAACUUGAGCAGAACUGACUUCAUACUUCCACUAAAGUCUCCCAAGCCCCAUGAGAACUUUGAUAUUUUGUUAUCCAUUGCAGAAAUAUUAAUUUUUAAUUGUGACUUUCUGUGUCAGUUUUCUCAAACUCAGCUCCUGGAGGGCCACAGUUUAGCUCAAACCGUAAUCAAACACACCUGAUCCGGCUCAUCGAGGUCUUCAGGAUGUCUAGAAACUUCCAAGCAGCUGGGAUUUGGAGCUAAACUCUGCAGAGAUGUGGCCCCCCGGGAACUGAGUUUGAGAAAACUGGUCUAAGUACUUCACCGGGACACUGUAGCGUAUUAAAAUUACCACUGUGAGAUAAAUAUUAAAUAUAAUAUAAAGAGGCAAAGUGCAUUAAUGAUGAUAAUUUACCCUGUAAAGCCUGUCAUGAAAUAGUCCAAAUUUAUUUAUUUCGUUCUGUACUAUAUGGGCCAU